Molecule: messenger RNA, 3050 nt
Organism: Sebastes umbrosus (honeycomb rockfish)
Lineage: Eukaryota; Metazoa; Chordata; Actinopteri; Perciformes; Sebastidae
Gene: pgm2
Product: phosphoglucomutase 2
Exons: 13
Coding region: 203-2038 (611 amino acids)
Biological process (GO): carbohydrate metabolic process; purine ribonucleoside salvage
Molecular function (GO): phosphopentomutase activity; magnesium ion binding
Source: RefSeq, a predicted model, not a curated record
GUGAAGGCAACAGAUGAGAAGCUCGUGACGCGUUACGUCGCUCCGCCCCGCGCUGCUGUGGAGACAAGCAGCAAAGUGGACACAUCCUCAGUUGCACUUGGACUUUUGUUUGCGUUGUAAACAGCUUCAGUGUGAGCGUACUCACCUCGUGUGACCAUAGUCAGUGAGCUGGACAGUGUCUUGACUCGGUAAAGAAGAGGAAAUGGAGAAGGGUUUGUCCCAAACUGGGGACAGCAAGCUGGACCAGGCUGUCAAACAGUGGCUGCAGUAUGACAAGAAUCCCAAGACAUUGUCGAUGGUGCAGGACCUGGUGAAAGAAGGAGCGGUGGAGGCUCUGAAGAAAUGUUUCUCCUCCAGGAUGGAGUUUGGUACGGCAGGUCUGAGAGCAGCCAUGGGCCCUGGCACAACCUGUAUGAAUGACCUCACUAUCAUCCAGACCACACAGGGUUUCUGUCGCUACUUGGAGGAAACUAUUGAUAACUUUAAGGAGCGAGGGGUGGUGAUUGGGUACGACGCCCGGGCCCACCCUCCUAGCGGGGGCAACAGCAAGCGUUUCGCCAGCCUGGCUGCAGCUGUGUUCAUCGGCCGAGGGGUGCCGGUCCACCUCUUCUCUGACAUCACCCCUACACCCUUUGUGCCUUUCGCAGUUUCACAGCUGGGUCUGUGUGCUGGUAUCAUGGUGACGGCCUCUCACAACCCCAAACAGGACAACGGCUACAAGGUGUACUGGGAGAACGGAGCCCAGAUUGUGUCUCCUCAUGACAAAGGUAUCUCCAAGGCCAUAGAGGAGAACCUGGAGCCCUGGCCUGAGUCCUGGAGCACAGAGGAGGCCCUGAAGAGCCCCUUGCUCAAAGAUCCCUACCAGGACAUCCACACAAAAUACUUCAAAGCCAUCCAGAACCACUGUCAUCACAGGGACAUAAACAAGAGUUCAAAGGUGAAAAUUGUGCAUACAUCUGUGCACGGCGUUGGCCACGCAUUUGUCCAGUCAGCUUUCAAGGCCUUUGACCUUCACCCUCCAUAUGCUGUAGAGGAACAGAAAGAUCCAGACCCCGAAUUCCCCACCGUCAAAUAUCCCAAUCCUGAGGAGGGAAAGGGAGUCCUGACACUGUCGUUUGCACUGGCAGACAGGGAGGGGGCGACUGUUGUGUUGGCAAAUGACCCUGAUGCUGAUCGACUGGCCAUCGCUGAGAAGCAGGAGAGUGAACAGUGGCGAGUGUUCAGCGGUAAUGAGUUGGGAGCGUUGCUUGGCUGGUGGAUGUUCCGCUGCUGGAAACAGCAAAACUCUGACGCUGCUACUGUGAAGAACCUUUACAUGCUGGCAAGCACCGUCUCAUCCAAGAUACUGCGCGCUAUCGCUCUCAAGGAAGGCUUCCACUUUGAGGAAACACUUACAGGGUUCAAAUGGAUGGGAAACCGAGCUAGAGACCUUUUGGACCAGGGCAAGACUGUUCUGUUUGCCUUUGAGGAGGCCAUAGGGUAUAUGUGUAGUCCCUCUGUAUUGGACAAGGAUGGAGUGAGUGCUGCAGCCAUAGCAGGAGAGAUGAUUUCCUAUCUGGCCACGAAAAGCUCCAGCCUUUCUCAACAAGUCACUGCCAUCUAUGAAGAGUACGGCUACCACCUCAGUAAGAACUCAUAUUUCAUCUGCCAUGACCAGGACGUGAUCCGCAGCUUGUUCGAGCGCCUGCGCAACUACAGCGGCCAGAAGGACUCGUAUCCCACUGAAUGUGGUCGCUUCGCCAUCUCUGCUGUACGAGACUUGACCACCGGCUACGACAGCAACCAGACCAAUAACAAGGCUGUUCUUCCCACCUCCAAGUCCAGUCAGAUGAUCACCUUUACCUUCUCCAACGGGGGCGUGGCCACCAUGAGGACAAGUGGCACUGAGCCAAAAAUCAAAUACUAUACUGAACUCUGUGCUGCUCCUGGCAACAGCGAUGUGACGCACCUGAAGAAGGAGCUGGACGACUUGGUUGAUGCCAUUGUUGAAAACUUCUUCGAGCCAGAGAAGAAUAAGCUGCAGCCCAAGCCGGAGUAGCUCUGAUAGACAUACAUUCACAUACAGGACCAGUUGUGACUAAUAUCUGUCUGACCAGCAUUUCCCAUAAUGUCUUAAUUACUCCAGAAGGGACUCUUUAUUUAAUGCAAGCUUUAUUUUGAUAAACAAUCACUUUAAAUGACAAUUUUACCAAUGUGUUUUCUGCCAGUUUGACCAGAGAAACUGUUACAUACCCACUGAUGCAUCUGACUUUAUUAUUGUUAUUAUAUCAUCUGCAGGGUUAAUGGCAACCUUUCACCUCCACUUUGAGUUUGUUUAGCCAUCUGUUUUUGAGGUGUAGGUAUGGAUCCAGAUCCAGUUUUACAUCCAGCAGUCACAGCUAUAUUUGGAUUGAGUUGACCUCAGUGCUGGAGAUUUUAAACCCAACUAUAAAAUGUUCACCACUCUACAGCCACAGUCAUUCCUGCUGUUUCACUGUGGUGUUUAGAUACACACAUUGCCGUAUAUUCACUUGUAUUUAACCAUCAUGCAUCCCAUCCUCCUUCAGCAUCAACUGCACUGCUGCUACUAUCAGGAGUUACAGAAAGUGUGUAAAUGAGAACUGCUGAAAGAAACUGAUGUAACUUUAAAACUCACUAACUUUAAUGGAUGUUGUAAACUGCUGUUAAACUUUGAAAGUGUAAUAUUUAGAUCAUAUGACCUUGAAAGUGACAGUUGAAAAUAUUUUUCAGUUGUAAAAGCUGUUAUUCCAGAGUUGCUAGUUUGGGGGGGGAAAAAGCCUAAAAGCUUAGAGCACCACCAAGUGGAGAUAUUAUACAUUCAUUUUUCCAAAUGCACCCACUGCUCAUUACUUGAUAUGAAUAAUUAACACCCAAAAGGGACUCUGAAAAUCGGGAAAUCUACAACUAAGACCUUUUUACUUCCCAUUAUUUAAGUGAUGUUGACUCCAGGAAUGUUUAUUUAGCAGCUCACCUUUACUUAUGUGCCUCGUAUUCCAAAAAUGCUGUGCUCAAAAUACAAUUUCACUCAAUAAAAACAGUUUCUAACGGUG